Molecule: messenger RNA, 2303 nt
Organism: Labeo rohita (rohu)
Lineage: Eukaryota; Metazoa; Chordata; Actinopteri; Cypriniformes; Cyprinidae
Gene: agtrap
Product: angiotensin II receptor-associated protein
Exons: 5
Coding region: 132-647 (171 amino acids)
Biological process (GO): angiotensin-activated signaling pathway; regulation of blood pressure
Cellular component (GO): plasma membrane
Source: RefSeq, a predicted model, not a curated record
UAUGUUUGCAGUCACUUCAGAGAGCUGGUCAAACUUCUGUUACACACAGUUACGAUGAAAGUGUUUCAAGCUUCGUUUGUGAAAUACUGAAAACUACAGAGGGACACAACAUCGAAAGGGGCAAUAAAACUAUGGAAAUACCAGCCAUAAAUCUCAAGGCCAUCGUGUUGGUUCACUGGUUACUGACAGUCUGGGCAUUAGUGACUCCCUGGCUUCCUAGUUCUUAUGUGCUGAGCAACGUGAGCGUUCUUGCAGUAGGAGUGUGGGCCAUUGCACAGAGAGACUCCAUAGAUGCUGUAUUAAUGUUCUUGAUUGGGUUGGCAGUGACCAUCCUGACAGACAUUGUUCAUCUUGGGCUGUACUAUGCGGCGGCUGAAAUCGGUUAUGAGAGAGCAGGGCGAGACUUGUUCCGCUUUAGUGGGGGCAUGGCCAUCCUGAGCCUGCUGCUCAAACCUGUUUCCUGCUUCUUUGUCUACCAGAUGUACCGUGAACGAGGUGGGGAAUACAACGUCAACUUUGGUUUUCCAUCAAUAACUCGAAACAGAGAUAACUACCAGUCCAUUGACCAGCCGCAGGAUCAGUCUGCCAGCUCCGCCAGCUCCUACAACCAAACAGAAGGUGGCAAAUCUGCGCCACGUUCCUACUAAAAAAAGACCAAACACAAGAUAUAGCCAACCAGCUUUCCUUGCUGCCAUAAUGUAUAAGGGGUUUUUGUUUGGGUUAUGGAAUUAUUUUGUUUUAGAAUAUUUCUUUUUUUUUUCUUCAUGAAUAAACAAGCUCCAAAACAUGAAUGAAAAGGUUUAGGCAAACAACAUACUGUUCAAACAACAUUUGGUUGGUGUUUGUUGUUUUCAGUCCCGAGGCUCAUGCUUUGAUCCUUACAGCAGGUUAUAACAGUAUAGUUUUAUGUAAGAUGUUAAGUGUUUCCAAAGGUUUGUGAAGCUAUUGUGCAGUUUCACCUUCGAAAAGCCUCCUGAAGCUGUAUUUUGGGGUGUUUAGUAGCUCUCCUGCUAAGUGUCCAUCUGUUACUGUAGGUGAAUUGCUGCUUCUUUUCCAAGACCAUGCAUUGAUUUUCUAGAUUUGUUCAUGUAUUUUUAUUAUUCUCAGUGGAACUGCAAUGUUUCAAAAGAUUCUUGUUAUGCCAUGCAAUCUGUUCUGUAUUUAUGUAGUGAAAUUCAUUAGGUUGCUCAUGCACUGGAUUAUUUAUUUGUUAAGCUUGGUAAUGCUAAGGUUGGGCCUCUGAGAAUUGGGAUUUUGAGACCUGUAAGUCAAAAAGGAUAAAUUUGAUGUAGGAAUGACGGAAUGUUUUUAGAGGCAAACAAGUAUGUAAAUGAGCAUUAAGCACUUGUCAAACAUUAAAACAUGGAGAUGAUGUAUUUUGAGGAAAAUUCUGAGAAUAUAGAUUUGUAACAUAAUUAAUUCAUCUGUUGCGUUCUAUGAUUGCUUUGGACAUUCACGUCCCUAAAUGUCAGUUCUUAAAGGAUUAGAUUAAACAUUAGCUCACCCAAAUAUAAGAAUUCUGUCAUGUCAGUGAAUAGAGAACAUUCAUUUUGCAUUCCGUGUUUGAAUUAAAGUCAUAUGAAAUGACACAAGCAUUUGAUUUUUGGAUGAGCUAUUCCUUAACACAGGUGUGUGUAAUUUUUAACAGUUACAGAAGACAACAUAAGAUUUUACAGGUCAACAUCAUGUUAAACUUUCAAAAUAUGAUAGUGUUUUAGAUACAUUUUUUGCUUCAUUAACUGAAAAUAAAUGCUGGAAUAUUGAGUUGUUUAGUACAUUUACAUGCUGUCAUCUGUUUGAGUUUGAUUGCUUGAAUAGCUUGUUAUUAUAAGUAGUUCGCUGUCCUUUUCAACAGUUCAGUGGUUGACUUAUGUAUGUCAGUUUGGCUUCAUCUGUUGUUGUUGAGUCAAACUGCUUGAUGCAACAUGUUAAAGUUGCACCAGAUUAACCACAGAAACCAGAACUCUGAUUCAGUAUGUUGGACAGAUCCCAAACAAUGCUAAGCAAAAAAGUGAUGUGCCAUAGUUCUCUAAAUUUUGUCUCUUGACAGAUGCAACUAAAUCUCAUUUAAGCAUUUAUUAAAUGAUUGUGUUACACUUAAUUUUAAGGUGUCCUUGUUACAGUGUAAUUAGUACACAAUAAGUACUGAGUAAUAUUAAUAAAGAACAUGUACAUAAUAGGUUUAGGGUUAUGUUUAGAAUCACUUGCUUGUAAGUACACACAGUUUACUUGAUUCGUAAGUACAAUAGAUGUACCAUGUGUAAUAAAGACACUGUAAAAUAAAGUGUUUUUAAUAAUCUUAA